AUGCUCCCUACCGCUCGCAAAGCAUACACCAGGCACGCAUCUGCGGCGGUUCAGCUGUGGUCUCAGGCGCUCCCUGCCGAGUCGUCAAGACAAGCGCUUCUCCGCGCUCGUCGAGUUCAUAGCCAUGCUGUGGCUGCAGUGGAGGAACAAUCUCAGCCGUCUGCUGUAGAAUCCAAGAGGGAUAGCUACAUCCAAUUCAAAGAGAAGGAAUGGGGCAGAUCCGGAGGAUUGGCAGCUGGGGACGAAUACAACCCUUACGCACACCUUCCAGCAAAGACCUCUAAGACAUCGAACGUUCCCUCAGAGUGGUUAGACUCUUGGUUGAACCUGCAUGAUGUCUCGGCACUCCCCCCUUCGCCCCUACCACUUCUUGAAACGUUCAGAGGUCUCACCCCUACACACCCCAUCCUCGCCCUCCUGACGCUACCCAAACUGUCCCACAACGACAUUAUCGCCUUGACGCAUAACGAUGUCCGCCAGCUACUGGCGCGAUCCACUGAAGUGGCAGCCUCCACCCCGGCUGUGCUGCAUCGGGUCAAAACCGAGGAUAGUGCUAAAGCUCUCCGGGUGCUUCGAGCCAUAAUAUACUCGCUUCCGUCUCCGGGCUCGACGUCGGACCCAAUGAUGGGUCGAUAUCUGCGCGGAAAGUGUCUUCGGCAAUUGAUCAACCUUUGCUACCGCCUUCGGUGUCCUGCCCUCGCAAAAUCCAUAUUUCAAGAGCGUCUGCGCGAACAGCUGGCCACGGAAUGCUCCCCCAGUAUCGUCCCCUUCAAAGAUAUUGCCAUCGACCUCGCUCGCACUCGUGACUGGAAGUCUAUCGUCAAGCUCUUCUCCCCCGAAACAUUCCCGCAUCGGUACUAUACCGGAAGGCUGGUAGAGCUGUACAUGCAGGCCCACCUCGGUAUACGCCAAAGCUCCAAAGUCCCGACAAUCUUUGAGCUGCACGAUGUCCUCUCGCUUGAGCCUACGGUGACCGCGGUCAAUCAUCUGAUUCAGGCGUAUAUGGAGAUGGGAGAUCUGCCAGCUGCUAGGGCCAUUGCUGCAGAUGCGAAUUCAGGCGAGCCGCGGGACAUUGCGACGCAACAACUUGCGCUCCUGAAGGGCUACAGAGUUCUGGGACUGGAAGAGAAUUUGGAAAAGAAGGUCCUGAGUGACAUUGAAAGGCUUCAAUUGCCUCUUCAAGGCGCCCUCAUACAUGCGCUCGCUCGAUUGAGGCUCAAUGUCGGGGAUAUCGAAGCCGCCGAGACUCUGUUGCGGAAGCUGGAUUUGAGGAGGUGGGGAGGUGGUGAAGGAGAGGGAAUUGAGGGAUCGGAGCAUACCAAAACGAUGCUUUUCUCCCUCGCUGUGGAGAACGAGGAUUUGGACCGCGUGAGGUGGUUCUGGAAGGAUUUUGCACAAACGCCCCGGACAAUCACAGACGAAAUCAUCAAAGACCUGCUGAGGAUCUUGAUCAAGGGCGAAAAAGUUGAUGAUGCCUCGGCUGUCCUCCAGUCUGGGCUUCCCAAUUCUCCCGAGUCGGCGCUUGCGAACGAGUGGAAGUUGCCGGCAGGGGUAAGACCUGGCCUUCAAAGUCUCAACUUUUACCUUGGUGCCAUGGCUGGCCUUCAUGGACUGUCUGGUAUUGAGACUGCAAUGUCCUUGUUUCACCUUUACCGUAUCAAACCCGACAGCGCCUCUCUCAAAAUCAUUGUCGACUAUGCGCGCGCGAGCCUUGUGCACAGGCCAUACGACCUCGCAGAGUUAGUGUCGAGCAUCAUGGACGUCAGUCCCGAUCUCGCUCCCAAUCCAGCUCUGCUGGACUCUCUCCUAGCAGAUGCUGUAGCAUCCAUGGGCCGCCACAGUAAUCGUACCAUCGCCUACCCCUCCAUUCUUCGCUCCCAUUCCGAAGACACCUUCCACCCCACUGCGGGUCUCGAGCUCUCUCCCGACCUUUAUGAGCCUCUUGCAUCGACCAUCACUGCCCUUGAAUCUGCUGGUGCCCAGUCCACCGCGCGCACCAUCUCUAGCCGUCUCCGUUUUGACGCCAUGUCAAAUUCCACAAUAUCCGGCGUACCGUCUGCCAGGAUAGUGUGGAAUUCGCUUUUGGCAAGGGGUUUUGUCCCCGAUGCUCGACACAUUCAGGCUCUCAUGCAAGGCUACGUCGAGAUCGGCCACAUGCUCGAAGCGCAAGAUGUGAUGCUUCUUUCUCAGCAGAUGAGAAUCCCAACUACCCGGGGUAUGCAUGCGGUGCUCCUCGCGGGGUAUGGCAAGAAGCGCAAGCCCAUGCUGGCGAGGAGGUCGUACGAGCACAUCAAGGAGUUGGGAGAGACAGACCCCAAUCAGGGGUUGGAUCUUUCGGUGGUCACUGCGAUGGUGCAGGCGUAUGUCAAUUGCGGGUGGUACAAGGAGGCUGCCAACCUUUGCUAUGUCGAUCUCAAAAACCUUGAUGCCACGCUAGAUGAGAAGGCAACGAUUGUCAUCGCCCAGACUCUACGAGCCAAUGGGGACUUACGAGGUGCUUUGAAGGUCAUAGAGGCCAGCGAGAUGAGUUUAGGCCGAGCGGGAGCAAAGAUCAUACGCGGCUCAAGGCAGCACGCCCUCAAGCAGCUUGCCAAGCCAGACAUUUCUGAGGAUGCGAAGCAGGAAGCGGAGGAGGUAGUGGCUCUGGCACAAGAAUUGCUCAAGGAAAGAAAGACGCAAGAGGGCAAGUUGAAGCACACAUGGGCGGGUUUGAGAGAGAAGACGAGAAAGAGGCUAUCUUCGGCGUGGACCGGGAUGGCGGGUGUCAAAGAGGGUGCCGGCGCCGGGGCUGCGAGGGAGGGGCUAAGGAGGGUCGUUGUUGGAAACGGGAAGGGGACUGGGAUCCAGGCUUUGAGGGCCAGGCGAGCGAGGAGGCAGGCAAUUGCGAAGAUGAGGCAGAAGUCGGCAUCAUGA
Molecule: messenger RNA, 2913 nt
Organism: Cryptococcus wingfieldii CBS 7118
Lineage: Eukaryota; Fungi; Basidiomycota; Tremellomycetes; Tremellales; Cryptococcaceae
Exons: 2
Coding region: 1-2913 (970 amino acids)
Molecular function (GO): protein binding
Source: RefSeq, a predicted model, not a curated record